GCAGCCAGGGAGGCGGGGGCCCGGGCCGCUCUGGAUGGUGGCGAAAAUGAUCAUAGAAAACUUCGAGGCGCUGAAAUCCUGGCUCAGCAAAACCUUGGAGCCCAUAUGUGAUGCAGAUCCAUCAGCCCUAGCUAAAUACGUUCUUGCCUUGGUAAAGAAGGAUAAAAGUGAGAAAGAGCUGAAGGCAUUAUGUGUUGAUCAGCUGGAUGUAUUUCUUCAAAAGGAGACCCAGAUAUUUGUUGAAAAACUUUUUGAUGCUGUGAAUACAAAGAGCUAUCUACCUCCGCCAGAGCAGCCAUCAUCAGGAAGCCUAAAAGUUGAAUUUUUUCAACACCAAGAAAAAGACAUAAAAAAGGAAGAGAUAAUUAAAGAGGAAGAGAGAGAAAAAAAGUUUUCUAGAAGACUAAAUCACAGUCCUCCUCAGUCAAGCUCUCGGUACCGAGAAACUAGAAGCCGCGAGGAAAGAAAAAAAGAUGAACGUUCUCGCAAGAGAGAUUAUGAUCGUAACCCCCCUAGAAGGGAUUCAUAUAGAGACAGGUACAACAGAAGAAGAGGGCGGAGUCGGAGCUACAGCAGGAGUCGAAGCAGAAGUUGGAGUAAGGAACGAUUGCGGGACCGGGAUAGGGACAGGACCAGGAGCAGAAGUAGAAGUAGAACACGAAGCAGAGAAAGAGAUUUGGGAAAGCCAAAAUAUGAUUUGGAUAGAACAGAUCCAUUAGAAAACAAUUAUACUCCAGUUCCGUCUGUAACAAACAUUUCAUCUGGCCAUUACCCUGUCCCUACGCUGAGUAGCACUAUUACAGUUAUUGCUCCUACUCAUCAUGGUAAUAACACUACUGAAAGUUGGUCGGAGUUCCAUGAAGAACAGUUGGACCACAACUCAUAUGGAAGACCUCCACUGCCAAAGAAACGCUGCAGAGACUAUGAUGAAAAGGGUUUCUGUAUGAGAGGAGACAUGUGUCCCUUUGAUCAUGGAAGUGACCCAGUAGUUGUGGAAGAUGUGAAUCUUCCUGGCAUCCUGCCUUUUCCAGCACAGCCCCCUGUUGUUGAAGGACCACCUCCGCCUGGACUUCCUCCCCCACCACCAAUUUUAAGUCCUCCACCUGUUAAUCUUAGACCACCAGUGCCACCUCCAGGCCCUUUACCACCUAGUCUUCCACCUGUUACAGGACCACCUCCUCCACUUCCACCUUUACAACCUGCUGGCAUGGAUGCUCCUCCAAACUCAGCAACCAGUUCUGUUCCUACUGUUGUUACAACUGGUAUUCAUCACCAGCCACCUCCUGCUCCACCCUCUCUCUUUGCAACAGAAACAUAUGACACAGAUGCCUAUAAUCCUGAAGCUCCAAGUAUAACGAACACUUCAAGGCCCAUGUACAGACACAGAGUGCAUGCCCAAAGGCCUAAUUUGAUAGGACUUACAUCAGGUGAUAUGGAUCUGCCCCCCAGAGAAAAACCUCAGAAUAAAAAUAGUAUGAGGAUAGUGGUGGAUUCUGAGUCCAGGAAGAGAUCAAUUGGCGCAGGGGAUGGAGGAAUUCCUACAAAGAAGGCUUGGUUUGACAAGCAAAACUUUAACAGAACAAACAAUCCUGGUUUCCAGAAGAAGGUGCAAUUUGGAAACGAGAAUACGAAGCUUGAAUUGAGGAAAGUUCCUCCAGAACUUAACAAUAUCAGCAAACUUAACGAGCACUUCAGCAAAUUUGGAAACUUAGUCAAUUUACAGGUUGCCUAUCAUGGUGAUCCAGAAGGUGCCCUUAUCCAGUUUGCCACCCACGAAGAAGCAAAGAAAGCUAUAUCAAGCACAGAAGCAGUAUUAAAUAAUCGUUUUAUUAAAGUCUAUUGGCAUCGAGAAGGCAGUGCUCCACAAAUGUCAGCUACCAUGCAGAAGGUAAUACAGCCUUUAGUUCAGCAACCCAGUUUACCAGUAGUGAAGCAGUCGGUCAAAGAGCGAUUAGGUCCUGUACCUGCAAGUAAUAUUGAGCCCGCAGAGGCUCAGAGUGCCAGUACAGAAGUUGCUCAGAAUGUGACUAAAUUAUCUGUGAAAGAUAGGCUGGGUUUUGUGUCAAAACUUCAUGCUUCAGCAACAGAGAAGGUAUUGUCCACGUCUACUGGCUUGACAAAAACUGUAUACAAUCCUGCUGCUUUGAAGGCAGCACAGAAAUCUUUGCCUGUUGUUUCCACUUCCAUUCUAGAUUCCAAUGAAGCACAGAAGAAAAAACAGGAAACACUAAGACUUCAACAAGAUGUGAGAAAGAAAAAACAGGAGAUCUUAGAAAAGCACAUUGAAACACAAAAGAUGCUGAUUUCAAAGUUGGAGAAGAACAAACCCAUGAUGAAGUCAGAAGACAAAGCAGAAAUAAUGAAAACACUGGAGACUUUGACUAAUAGCAUUACCAAGUUAAAGGAUGAAUUAAAAGGUGUCUCUUCUGGAGGUGCUCCUCUGAAAAGCUUGAAAACUAAGGCUCAGAUGCAGAAAGAAUUACUGGAUACUGAGCUUGAUUUGUACAAGAAGAUGCAGGCUGGUGAAGAAGUGGCUGAACUAAGAAGAAAGUACACAGAACUGCAACUUGAAGCUGCCAAACGAGGGAUUCUUUCUUCUGGUCGUGGUAGAGGAAUUAAUGCACGAGGUCGGGGUGCAUCACGUAGCAGAGGCAGAGGAAUACGAGGCCGGGGUCGCGGAAGAGGGGUUCCAGUUCAUGCAGUUGUGGAUCAUCGACCGAGGGCACUGGAGAUCUCUGCAUUCACAGAAAGUGAUAGAGAAGAUCUUCUUCCUCAUUUUGCGCAAUAUGGUGAAAUUGAAGAUUGCCAGAUAGACGACUCUUCUCUCCAUGCGGUGAUUACUUUUAAGACGAGAGCAGAAGCUGAAGCUGCUGCUGUUCACGGAUCUCGAUUCAAAGGACAGGAUUUGAAGUUGGCAUGGAAUAAGCCAGUUAUUAAUAUGUCUGCUGUUGAAACAGAAGAAGCUGAACCAGAUGAAGAGGAAUUUCAGGAAGAAUCCUUGGUGGAUGACUCAUUGCUUCAAGAUGAUGAUGAAGAGGAAGAGGAUAAUGAAUCUCGUUCAUGGAGAAGAUGAUUCAACUGAUCAGAGAAAGUGCUGGAACUGUACCUACAUUGCAUUAGUAUUACCUAAUGUACUUUUGCUUGUUUGUACUAAAAGGUUUUUUGGUAAAUGUGAUGAAGUUGAAUUUCAGAAAUAGACUAAAAAGCAGCUGAUCAAUCCUGUAUUUUGCCAGAUUCAUGUUUGAGUUGUUUCAGUAAAUGAUUGCUAAAGACAUCUUAUUAGAAACAUAUGCAAUGUUUUUAUUACAUACUUCUCCUGAAAGUUAGAGAAUUCUUUGGAUUCUUUGUAAUUUAAUCAAUUGGUCAAAAAAAAAAAGACCAAGAGUUGUUAUAACAUAGAUAAUUUUUGUUCUAUUCCAGAUAUGGAAUGAAAAUUUGCAUUUAAAAUCUUUGUGAAUGUUUUCAGAAAUGAAUAGAUAACAGUACUAAACUGAAGUCUCUAAAGUUAUGUAUUCAUAAUAUUGCAUAGUAGUAUGCUUAGGCUUUACUAUGUACUAGCCUUUUGUUGGAUUUGUGUACGUAUUUUACGUAUGGGUUUUAAUGAUACAGUGUAUGACUGCUUUGCAUAUAAGUCCUUAUGACUUUAAGAUGUUUAAAAAAAUAAAGAAAUGGAAUG
Emys orbicularis (European pond turtle) is the source of this 3676-nucleotide messenger RNA. RefSeq names its product RNA binding motif protein 26 (gene RBM26). NCBI's taxonomy places the organism in Eukaryota, Metazoa, Chordata, Testudines, Emydidae. The transcript has 22 exons. The coding region runs from base 35 to 3073 and encodes 1012 amino acids. The record is from RefSeq and is a predicted model, not a curated record. Gene Ontology annotation, molecular function: RNA binding; metal ion binding. Gene Ontology annotation, biological process: mRNA processing. Gene Ontology annotation, cellular component: nucleus.